CCCUUUAUAUCAUAUCCUAGACCACAAAAGAAAGAAAAAAAAGAAAGCAUGAAGCUACCAUCUUCAUUAUUAUCGACGUCUCUCGUCGCCGUCCUCUUCCAUGACCACUUCGCCCUCGCCCAGAACUGCGUGGCCACCGCGCUGUCCGUGAUCCCCAGCUGCGCCCAGAACUGCAUCCUCAACGGCGCCACCUCAGUCGGCUGCGGCGGCACCGACUUCGACUGCCAGUGCCAAAAGACGGCCGCCCUGUUCGCUGCUGUGGACGGGUGUGUGGCUUCAGCAUGUCCUUCUGCCAGUUUCCAGGCCGUCAUUGACGGUGCCUCCACCGUGUGUGACUGUGCAUCACCUGCCGUGCUAGCAGGCGCCGCAGGAACAGUCUCCGUGUCAGGCAGCUUCAUACCCGGCACCGUGCCCGCAAGCAACAGCGCCACCGUUACCGGGGCAUCGGCGACGGCGACGCCGACGCCGACGACGUUGACAUCCGCCUCUUCCACGUCCGGGACUGUGCUCACGAGCGGGUCGGGAACGACGGCCACGACGGGUAGCAGCGCUGGCCAGGGCAGCAGCCCAACCUGGACUGGGUACAGCAGCGUGGGCACCGUGGUGACAGCGUCUGUUGUCGGCGGUGCGGCGCGGCCUACGGCGCCGGCGGCCUUGGAUGUUGUUCGCUAUGUGGUGCCGGUUAUGAUCGCUGGUGCUGCUGUGCUAUGAGACGGCGUGUGGGAAGGGAAAGUCUCUUUGUGAUGGGGGGCUUUCUGGGAUUACUAUUAUUCUUCAUGACCUGGCAACGAAAUUAUGUGUGGAUGGUGAAAAAGGGAGGAGAAAAAGGAAUUUUGGGGAGGAGGAGCCAUCACGAUCAUUAUCUUCAAGAAGGAAAGAAGAACGAGGGCGAGAAAAAGCCCCAUAUUGCGCCGUGGAGGCGAGGAGGACCACCUUAACAGACAGGGGAGAGGCUCCGAGAAACAAUGGCAUGCCGGAGGAGAUACCAAGAUAGAGAAGAAGGGAUUGGAAAGGGGAGGUGCAUUUUUUUUUAGACGAGUUCGAACGUGGUCCCCGAAGGACUGCGCGGCUCCCACAUAUCCGACUACCCUGCCGACACCACGCGCAUCACUGGUCCCUAUCGACGCCUCGAUCACACGACAAUCCUCGACGAAACGAGACUAAAGAGCGGUUGCUGCACCCGAGAAGAAGGAGGGGCAAAAAAAAGAACGGGGGCAAAGGCAGCCUGCUCAUGUCUCGUUGGACGAAGAAACCUUCUGGAACAGACCUCAGCUUUUCCAGAAGUGUCAGCACCGAGAAGGAUGAAGAGGCCACAGAUGAUGUGUGGUGUUGCGCAAGAUCUCUCCUUACAUGGGAGGUUUAUAUACAAGCUUUUGAAGCUCGAAUAUUAGCAUUGCUAUAAUAAUUAUAAUCACUUCAAACAACACC
Messenger RNA from Cryphonectria parasitica EP155, 1428 nucleotides. RefSeq lists its product as uncharacterized. NCBI's taxonomy places the organism in Eukaryota, Fungi, Ascomycota, Sordariomycetes, Diaporthales, Cryphonectriaceae. The transcript has 2 exons. The record is from RefSeq and is a predicted model, not a curated record. Bases 49 to 711 code for a protein of 220 amino acids.